AUGCAAUGUCUAAAGAAUGAUUUGAAAAGAAAAGAAAUGGAUAACAUUCCUUAUGCUUCAGUGAUCGAUAGUCUUAUGUAUGCUCAAACAUGCACUAGACUAGACAUUAGUUUUAUUGUUGGAAUGUUAGGCCGUUAUCAAAGUAAUCCUGGUUUGGAUCAUUGGAAAGCUGCAAAGAAAGUACUUAGAUAUUUACAAGGCACUAAGGAUCACAUGCUCACAUUAAGGCGAUCAAAUCACUUAGAAGUAAUUAGAUAUUCGGAUUCAGUUUAUGCUGGUUGUGUAGAGACUAGAAAGUCUACAUUUAGGUAUUUGUUCCAAUUAGCAGGAGGAACAAUUUCAUGGAGAAGUGGGAAGCAGUAUGUCAUUGCUACUUCCACUAUUAAGGCAGAAUUUGUGGCAUGUUUUGAGGCCACGGUUCAAGCAUUGUGGUUGUAG
Messenger RNA from Ricinus communis (castor bean), 438 nucleotides. RefSeq names its product secreted RxLR effector protein 161-like. The record is from RefSeq and is a predicted model, not a curated record. NCBI's taxonomy places the organism in Eukaryota, Viridiplantae, Streptophyta, Magnoliopsida, Malpighiales, Euphorbiaceae. The transcript has a single exon. Bases 1 to 438 code for a protein of 145 amino acids.